AUGUUUACAUGCGCACAAACUCACCUACGGCGCCAGUUGCGCCCAUCAGCCAAACAAUUGACUGUACAUCGAAGCUUCGCCAACUCCAACCGUCUAUACUCCGAACCCGUCGCCGCAGAUGUAGCUGCGUCGUUCCUCUCGCGAUUUCAGUCAUUGGGCCCCCAAACCCGCACACAAACACUAGACGCCAACCAGCUACAACUUUUAUCUCUUACCCUCAAUCGACCUUCCCUCUAUCCAAACCAACCCUCACUAUCUAACGCGCCGACCGGGCCUCCGUCUGGAACACCCGUACCGCCUGGAUACCAUCUUAUUUACUUCACACCAGGGUUUUUAGAAACAGAGCUUGGUGCGGAUGGUACCGAUGCGUCUUAUAACCCCGAUGCCCCAUUCACGCGACGUAUGUGGGCAGGCGGCGAGGUGGGCUGGCCCAGGGAUUCCCAAGGGAACCCCAACCUUUUACGCGUGGGGCAGGAAGUGCAGGAGACAACGCGUGUGCUAAGCGCAGAGCCGAAGAUCGUCAAGAAAACGGGUGAAGAGAUGAUCGUGGUUGGAGUGGAGAAGGAAUUUGCGAAUAAGCACGGUGUCUCAAUUGUGGAUCGAAGGAACUGGGUAUUCCGAAAAGCACUACCGCCACCAUUAUCAGUGUCUACUACAGACAAUUCAUUCCCACCCUCGUUCUCUCAUGCUUCCAAGUCGAAGCAGAGCGCGAUAUCUACCGAAGGAAACACGCAUUCAAGGACGUUCGUACAAACUCCUGUAACGCUUUUCCGAUUCUCUGCUUUGACUUUUAAUCCGCAUAAAAUUCAUUACUCGCUUCCUUGGGCGCGGGAUGUAGAGGGCCACAAAGACCUCGUUGUUCAUGGUCCGUUGAACUUGAUUUCGAUUUUGGAUCUUUGGAGGGAUACUCGCGAUACAACAAGGACAGACCCUGCCCUUUUAGUUCCGGAAAUAAUCUCGUAUCGGGCGACGAGCCCGUUGUACGCAGGUGAGGAGUAUUCAGUUGUGUUGCAGGAGAAGGAAUCUAAGAGUGGUGGGAUGGCGGUCCAGAUUAUUGGACCAGGUGGUGCCGUUGCAAUGAAGGCGGAGAUACAGUAG
Messenger RNA from Penicillium angulare, 1098 nucleotides. RefSeq names its product hydroxyacyl-thioester dehydratase HTD2. Gene Ontology annotation, cellular component: mitochondrion. Gene Ontology annotation, molecular function: (3R)-hydroxyacyl-[acyl-carrier-protein] dehydratase activity. NCBI's taxonomy places the organism in Eukaryota, Fungi, Ascomycota, Eurotiomycetes, Eurotiales, Aspergillaceae. The record is from RefSeq and is a predicted model, not a curated record. The coding region runs from base 1 to 1098 and encodes 365 amino acids. The transcript is spliced from 2 exons.